GCCAAUUGUUUAUUAGCUAGCUAUCUACGUCAUCGGAGUCAAGUUAGUUGCGUAGGGGUCGUCGAUGAUUGUUAUGGAAGAUGUCAUUAAUUCGAGGAGCUAUGUUCAAUUUAGCAAGAACGUCCCGUUGUCUCGGAAGGGUGUGUUCUCCGAUGAUGGUGCUUAGUCCAAGCCAAUCUGUGUUGGCACGAGGCACCCAGUAUCCGCAGCAGUUUAUAUCUUCAGAACCUCUGCGCUGGAGCAGCUCCUCGGUUCAAGAGAAGUCAGCGGAAAUCAACACAUCCCAAGAUAAAGUACUGCUCAGUGAAUCGUGUGUGAAGAGGCUGCAAGAAAUCAUGGAGAAAGGAGAGUACCUGAGAAUACAGGUGGAAGGUGGAGGCUGCUCUGGGUUCCAGUACAAGUUUUUAGUCGAGAAAGUGAUAAGUGAGGAUGAUAGGGUGUUUGAGCAGGAUGGCGUUGGAGUCAUUGUGGAUCAGGAUAGUUUGGAGUUUGUGAAAGGGUCCACACUGGACUACACCGCGGAGCUAAUCCGCUCCUCCUUUCACGUUGUCCGCAACCCCCAGGCUGAACAUGGCUGCUCCUGCGGCACCUCUUUCUCCAUCAAGGUGUGAGGGUUUUGGGCUUCUCUUCCCCUACUCUGUCAACGACCUGUCUGCGUUCAUCAGUAGAACUUUUCAAGAUAUGCACUUAUGCAGAGGUCUAGGACAUAGGUCAUUCUCUCCUGCCCUGUGUGAAACUUGAAUAUGCUAUAUUGUAACAUUUCUACCCAAAGAUGUUGUGAUUAAGCAUACCAGACCUGGGUUCAACUAAUGGUCAUAAGUUGUUUUCCUUGUGAAGUGGCUGCUGGUUUCUAAGGAAUUCGUCAAUUUCAAGUGAUAAUGGCCUGAAUAGCAUAUCAUUUAAUCUUCUGUCCAAGCAGUGACUUCAGUAAUAAUUAAGGCCUAAAAAUCUGGUUCAACAUUCAAGGAUGGGAGAUUAAAGUAAGUAUAACUCCAUAUACUGACAUUGAUCCAGUCUCUAUUCAAAGAAAUAUAAAUUUAAUGUUAACCACUGGAUGCCUGUACACAUUUUUUGUAAUACUGCAAUUUCAGUGGACUGUUACUGUUCUCAUAUAAAAUGACAGGUGACACGUUUGACUCUACUGAUGGUAUGAUUGUGCAAUAUUGUGCAAGGAUGUAAAUAGACUGUAUUGCUUUUCUCAAAGUAAAUAAAAAUAUUGAAAGGAGUGGUAACCUGCCUGCUUACUCAUCGGAAAUGUAACGGCACUGUUGAUUGAGCUGUACAUUUGAAAGGAACAAAUGUCCCACAUUCACCACAAUAAAGCAUGUAAAUAAUCAGUAAAACUACAGAAAAGAUCAAUACAAAGAAUUUACAAAAUUUAUUUUAUUAAUACUGGACCUGUAAUAUUCAGAAAAUAAUUUUAUUGUAAUCCUGGGAAGGAUGACCUAGCUUGAACAUGUGCCGUGCCACUCCUUACCGUGCGGUAUCACCCUAAACAAGGUAGUUUCACUCAAAAUGAAGAUUUUCUUUCAUAUUGUUUUUUUCCUCCUUUUUUCCUUGUCCACAGACCUUGGUUUUUUUCUUAAUUUGAAAAGGAAAUGGAAUUAAAUCUGUCAAAUAUUUGUUAAAACUGAAAAUAAAUGUAUGCUUUUAACCUAAGUAUUACAAAAGUAUGGUCUACCAGAAGGUCAUGUCUUUCACUGCUUACAAUCAGACACUGUGUUUUGUGCAAUCCUAGAUUUGUUCCUUUCCCUCAUGUAUUCGUACCUUUUGUGAGGUCAUUUUGACAAAAUGACCGUUUAUCAUAAAAUGUUUCUUGCAUUUCUUGCUGUGAGAUGUUAUUAAAUGUAAUUUUGUGCUA
Molecule: messenger RNA, 1861 nt
Organism: Anguilla rostrata (American eel)
Lineage: Eukaryota; Metazoa; Chordata; Actinopteri; Anguilliformes; Anguillidae
Gene: isca2
Product: iron-sulfur cluster assembly 2
Exons: 4
Coding region: 81-611 (176 amino acids)
Biological process (GO): iron-sulfur cluster assembly
Cellular component (GO): mitochondrion
Molecular function (GO): 4 iron, 4 sulfur cluster binding; 2 iron, 2 sulfur cluster binding; iron ion binding
Source: RefSeq, a predicted model, not a curated record